UGCGUACGGCAGAGCGCGGAUGUACAUAUGCUAAAAGGCCCCUGCAAAAACUGGACAGCAGAUUUGGACCCUCUUUCCCUUCUCCAGCACGCGCGCAAGCAGCUCUCACUUGGCCGCCACCGCCGCCGGAGAGAUGGAUUCCCGCGGAUUCGAUUCAGCCGGCCGCGUCUUCUCCAACGCCACAGAGAUGUGGGUGGAAGAGCUCGGCUCCACCGCCACCGCCACGACCUCCGCCGCCGCGGAAGCUGAAGCUGCCCCGACCACCGCCGCCGCCGCAGGCAACGGUGACGCCGGGGAGGAAGCGAGCGGCGACGGGAAGCGCAAGGAGUGGUACUCCAAGGCUAUCGCCUACUGGCAAGGCGUGGAGGCGUCGACGGAGGGGGUCCUGGGAGGUUACGGGUGCGUGAACGACGCGGACGUCAAGGGCAGCGACGCCUUCCUCCGCCCUCUCCUCGCCGAGCGGUUCGGCACCGCGAAGCGUCAUCUCGUUGCCCUUGAUUGUGGCUCGGGUAUUGGACGCGUUACAAAGAAUUUUCUUCUUAGGCAUUUCAAUGAGGUUGAUCUUGUCGAGCCAGUAUCUCAUUUUCUUGAAGCUGCACGGGAAAAUCUUACUGGAUGUAUGGACCAAGGAGAAGACUCACACAAGGCUGCCAACUUUUACUGUGUGCCACUUCAGGACUUUACUCCCGAGGAAGGAAGAUAUGAUGUGAUAUGGAUUCAGUGGUGCAUAGGGCAACUUCCUGAUGAUGAUUUCAUUUCAUUUUUUAAUCGUGCCAAGGUUGGGCUGAAACCUGAUGGAUUUUUUGUUCUGAAAGAGAACAUUGCAAGAAAUGGAUUUGUGUUAGACAAGGUGGAUAACAGUGUCACUAGAUCCGAUCCAUACUUUAGGGAGCUAUUUAAAAAGUGUGGAUUAUAUAUCCUCAGUGUUCAGGACCAGAAGGAGCUCCCAAAGGAACUAUUUGCUGUCAAAAUGUAUGCACUGGUGACCAGUCAACCAAAAAUGCAGAAUAGUGGAAAGAGAAGGCGACCUAAAAAUAAACCUCGUAUGAUCUGUUCUUGAAAAAUGCCCAUGUUAGGUGUGCUGAUGGGCCAACUCAUUUGUAUGGUCAUGUACUAUUAUUGGUUUGCGUCAAAGUUUCUAGGACAUCAGUUUUGCAGUCUCAGUUUUGUUUCAUAUACAUUUUUUUUUGUAUAAGCUCAAAUUUUCCUUGAGAUCAAUAUGUCCUCAAUCUCAACUGAUGUUGUAUCACCUGGUUACUGUUGAAAUGCAUGAUCUCUGUUGAGUGCAUGUUCACAUUAUUCGGAGAGGAAUAUGAUGAAGUUUUGAA
This is a messenger RNA of Setaria italica (foxtail millet), 1328 nucleotides long. Its product is annotated as alpha N-terminal protein methyltransferase 1. Gene Ontology annotation, molecular function: methyltransferase activity. Lineage: Eukaryota; Viridiplantae; Streptophyta; Magnoliopsida; Poales; Poaceae. Bases 134 to 1060 code for a protein of 308 amino acids. The record is from RefSeq and is a predicted model, not a curated record. Gene Ontology annotation, cellular component: cytoplasm. Gene Ontology annotation, biological process: N-terminal protein amino acid methylation. The transcript is spliced from 8 exons.